Molecule: messenger RNA, 1137 nt
Organism: Labrus bergylta (ballan wrasse)
Lineage: Eukaryota; Metazoa; Chordata; Actinopteri; Labriformes; Labridae
Source: RefSeq, a predicted model, not a curated record
AUGGCUUUACAGGACUUGUGCAAAUGCCGGGACAACUUUCUGGACAGCUUCACCACUUUUGGAAAGAAGACUGGAUGUAAUUCUGUGAUUCCUUUUCCAGAUGGAACAAGUUGGUUUAAUUUCUAUACACCAGUUGCAGGGUACCUCGAUGAAAGUCCAAUACAGUUUGGGCAGAUCAGACCCGUCCAGAACUCCAGUGACAUCUUUUCUCAAGACUCCGUCGCACCCUCCCUCUCCUCGCCGACCAACCUUCCCCUAUCCUCCUCUCAGUCCGUCCCUCUUCCUUUCCCCAUGUCUCACGGCACCACCACCCUGGCUUUCAUGUUCCAAGGCGGCGUGCUGGCCGCGGCGGACACUCGUUCCAGCUGCUCGGGGCUCGUUGCGUGCCCGGCGUCCCAGAAGAUCCUGCCCAUUCACAGCCACUUGGUCGGCACGACCUCGGGCACUUCGGCCGACUGCGCUCUUUGGAAGCGGAUUCUGGCUCGGGAGCUGCGGCUCUACCAGCUCCGUCACGGCCGACGGCUUUCCACGAGAGGAGCGGCCAAACUGCUCUCCUACAUGCUUCACCCGUUUAAGGGGACCGAGCUGUGUGUGGCAGCCACGCUGUGUGGGUGGGAUGGAGGAGAGGACGAUGGACGCCGUGACCAUGUGGGCGCCAAGAUUGAUUGUAGAGAGAUGAGUGGUCUUGGAAAGCCUGUGGAUACAAGUGUUGAAGAGGCGUCUCAGGCAGAGACAAAGACUUCCUCUUCAACAAAUCUCAGAAAGUCAGAAAGUUUCUCUGGACCCAGUUUGAUCUACGUGUGCAGUGACGGCACUCGCCUGCAGGGAACCCUCUUCUCUGUGGGCUCUGGAUCCCCAUACGCCUACUCCAUUCUGGACCAAGGGGUUCAGUGGGGACUGACGUUGCAGGAGGCCACAGCAGUCGCCAGAGAGGCCGUGUACAGAGCGACGCACAGGGACGCUUACUCAGGAAACUGUGUGGACGUCUAUCACAUCUCGUCAAAGGGAUGGACCCGCAGGAGCAGGGAGGAUUUGAAAGAGGAAUAUUACAGAGAAAAGAGAAGACAAGAGAAGAGGGAGAAACAGGAAUGUGACUUUGUCUGUGUAAAAGACUUGAAACAAACAAAAAUGGAAUGA